This is a messenger RNA of Solanum dulcamara, 1361 nucleotides long. RefSeq lists its product as uncharacterized. NCBI's taxonomy places the organism in Eukaryota, Viridiplantae, Streptophyta, Magnoliopsida, Solanales, Solanaceae. Bases 219 to 944 code for a protein of 241 amino acids. The record is from RefSeq and is a predicted model, not a curated record. The transcript is spliced from 7 exons.
UACAAUGUAAAUUAAUGAAAUGUCACUACAAAAUCUUUAAAAUUCUGGAAAGUUGAUCCCUUUCAAUUUCCUUCUUCUUCCCAGAUACGCAUCGAAAUCCCAUAUCAGACUACUUCUCCGAUCAAAUUUCCGACAAGGGUCAUUGAUUUGCAAUCUUUUAUCUCCGGUGCUCUUCAAACAUAUGACAGAAACAAAGUGAAAAAGUAAAGAAAGAAGAGAUGCUAGGAAUUUCAUAUGGAGAACUUUUUCUCUUGCUUGGCGCUACUGCUGCUCUUAUUGGACCUAAAGAUUUGCCAAUCAUAGCAAGAACAGCAGGCAGAUUUGCUGGGCGCGCAAUUGGUUAUGUUCAAUUAGCCCGUGGUCAGUUUGAAAGUGUCAUGCAGCAGUCGCAAGCUCGUCAGGUUCAUAAGGAACUGCAAGAUACCAUGGCUCAACUGGAAGCCAUACGUCAUGAAAUUCGGACAAUCUCUUUUAUGAAUCCUGGUCCAUUGACAUCGAGGCUUGUAGACAACAUCAGCACAACAUCUGCAAAUAGUGCUGUUGGAAAUGAACCUCAAAAAUCUGAUAAAGAGAGUAUCAUUGUUGAAAGGGGACCUCAAAUAUCGGCGAAGGAGAGUACAGUAGCAACUGUCACACCUGAGGAUUUUAGUUCAAGGAAAGCUUUGACCGACAUGCACAGCCAAGCCGCUGCUUAUGCUAGAUUGGCUGAAACGACACCUUUGAAAUCCAUUUCUAUAGAUAAUGAAGGUCUGAGCGAGCUGACUGAUGAAUCUGGCAGUAUUAUUGUGCUCCCUGUCUCAGCCGAGAGUGCAGGGUUGUUGCCAAAAUGUAAAGAUGAAGCAAAGGGGUCUGACAUUGUGUUAGAAGCAAUACUGGAGGCAGAAGUGGCAAAUAAUGCCAAAGAGUUCUUCUCGCAGCCACCAAACCAAUUAAAAAGUGAAUGAAGAGGUACAUUUAAAGAAGAUUUGUGUCAUUAGAGGGCAGAGAUCAACUUCAAGCCAAGGGGCCUGAUGAAAGAUUGCUAAAGACUGAAUGAUUAUAGCCCAGUUCGAGUCUCUUGUUGUGGCUUUUGAGCCAUGAUACCUCGGUUGGUCAGAUAUCAUGGGCAUCUAAAUUCUAAAGAACAUAAGACCCGUGUUGCAACAAGGGAAACUAGUCAUAUUGUUUGACAGAUGGUUUUCUGCAACCAGUUUUACCUAUUUAUUAACCUUCUAAUCGAUCCAUGUUGACAGAUGCUUGGAUUUUGGAGUUCUGCAUGUUUGCAAUAGUUUCUUAAUUUUACUUCUUAUCCGGCAAAGCCAUAUAUGUAUAGUUGCAGAUGAACUUCUUUGCAGUAGAAUUGGCAUAAAACUGUUGAACUA